Messenger RNA from Etheostoma cragini (Arkansas darter), 962 nucleotides. Its product is annotated as tripartite motif-containing protein 29-like. The record is from RefSeq and is a predicted model, not a curated record. The transcript has a single exon. NCBI's taxonomy places the organism in Eukaryota, Metazoa, Chordata, Actinopteri, Perciformes, Percidae. The coding region runs from base 345 to 962 and encodes 205 amino acids. Gene Ontology annotation, molecular function: zinc ion binding.
UUUAGUUCUGAUCUUAGUGAGCAUGAGGAGAAAACCCACAGCUGUCCUCAGUGCAGGCAGAGUCUCGCAACAAGGCCUGUCCUGGUGAAAAGUACCGUGUUGGCAGAGUUAGUGGAGGAACUGAAGAAAGUAUGACCUUAAGCUGCUUCACCUGGUCAUUCCUAUGUGAGACCUGGAGAGGUGGCCUGUGAUUUCUGCUCUGGAAUGAAAGUGAAAGCCUUCAAGUCCUGUCUACUGUGUAUGGCCUCCAGCCUCAUUACAGCGUAGCUCCAAUAAAGAAACACAAGCUGGUUGAAGCCACUUUGAAGCUUCGGGAGAACAUCUGCUCUUACCAUGAUGAGGUAAUGGAGAUUUUCUGCCGCACUGAUCAGAAGUGCAUCUGUUAUCUCUGCUCCAUGGAUGAUCAUAAAGGCCAUGUCACGGUCUCCGCUGCAGCAGAGAGAGCUGAGAGGCAGAAUGAGUGGGUGAGUCGGCAAAAAGUCCAACAGAAAGUCCAGGACCGAGAGAAUGAUGUCAAGGUGCUUCAGCAGAGGGUGGAGGUUAUCGACCAUUCCGCUGAUGAAGCUGUGAGGGACAGUGAUAAGAUUUUCUCUAAUUUGAUCUGUCUUAAUAAGAAAAGAAGCUCUGAAGUGAAGCAGCAGACCAGAUCCCAGCAGACAACUGACGUGAGUCGAGCUAAAGAGCUUGAGGAGAAGCUGCAGCAGGAGAUCCCUGAGCUGCGGAGAAAAGAAACUGAGCUGGAGAAGCUCUCACAUACAGAGGAUCACCUCCAUUUCCUGAACAACUAUGCCUCGCUGUCCUGUCUGAGUGAGUCUGAAGACUUAUCCAGCCUUAAUGUCUGUCCUCUGAGCUCUUUUGAGGAUGUGACAGCGGCGGUGUCUGAGGCCAGAAAUAAACUGCAGUCUGUUCUGAGUGAGGAGUGGUUGUUCUGUUAUGUCAAUUUAAUGAACAUCGUGAAAUGA